Messenger RNA from Apiotrichum porosum, 915 nucleotides. RefSeq lists its product as uncharacterized. The coding region runs from base 1 to 915 and encodes 304 amino acids. Lineage: Eukaryota; Fungi; Basidiomycota; Tremellomycetes; Trichosporonales; Trichosporonaceae. The record is from RefSeq and is a predicted model, not a curated record. The transcript is spliced from 5 exons.
AUGCAGUCCUGGAAGAACUUCUCCGCGGCCCUCCCCACGGUCGACGUCUCGGCCCUCAACAAGAACCUCCGCAACACCGUCCAGGCCACUCGUGAGCGCCUUGGCUCUGUUGGCCCCGAGGGUAUCACCGAGCUUCCUGCCGAGUACAAGACCCUUGAGGCCCGCGUCGACGCGCUCAAGGACGUUCACCAGAAGCUCCUCAAGAUCACCAAGGUGUACGAGACCGAGUCGUACGACUACCCUUCGGACAUUGCCGAGAACCUCACCGAGGUUGGCCACCAGGCGCAGGCCGCUUGGUCGACGUUCGCCAACAAGAACCUCAAGAACACCAACCUCCCCAUCCCCAUCCCCGCCGAGAAGGCCAAGGGUACCGCCCAGCCCAAGACUCUGCCGCACGCUCUGUCGCGCGCCGCCCUGGCCGGUGCCACCGAGCUCGGCGCCGAGGACAGGCUCGGUGCCGCUCUGGGUACUUAUGCCCAGGCCAUGGACAAGGUCGGCGAGGCCCGCAUCUCGCAGGACGGCGUCAUUGCCGAGCGCUUCGUGACCCCCUGGCAGGCGACUCUGUCCACCUCGAUCGGCCUGGCCCUCAAGGCCCGCGCCAACGUCAAGACUGCCCGCCUCGAGCUCGACUCUGCCCGUGCCGGCCUCAAGAACGCCGCGGCCGCCAAGCAGGAGCAGGCGCGUCUCCACGUCGAGGAGGCCGAGGACAAGCUCGUCCAGGCCACCGAGACCGCCAUCGGCCUCAUGAAGGCCGUCCUCGAGAACCCCGAGCCUCUCCAGAAUUUGUCGUCGCUCGUCAAGGCCCAGCUCAUCUUCUUCUCCACCGCCGCCGAGACUCUGAGCGGCAUCCAGGGCGAGAUCGAGGAGGCCGCCACCGCCGCCGAGGGCGAGUACCGUACCUCGCGCGGCGCCUAG